GAAAUCCAGAUCCGGUCACAUGAUAUCGGCAGUAUUUCCUUUGGUCUGCAAUUUCCUGUUUAAACCGCGCGGCGUAAAAAAAGUUGGUUUGCCUCCGACGCUGGGAUGACUCGACUACUUGUCGUAGAGCUGUGUGCUGCUUGAAGUGUUAUGAAGCGAGCCGCACUGGCUGAGAUGGCCCUGGGAGAGGAGGACCGAAAGGCCGAAGCAGGAGCAGGAGGGGGCUGCCAGGAGAUUGUCAUCGAUGGCACCACCAUGCUUGAGGCUGUGGAGGCCAUCGUCUCAUCGGACGAUGGCACCACCACCAAUGUUAUACUUCAGGACACCACUGGUGCUACUCCCUCGGGUCUCUUCAACCAGCUUCAGGAGGGCCUUCAAGUCGGUGUAAUUGCCCAGCACAUGGACAUCACUGAGCCGCUUAGUACGCUGCGGACGCUGCUGGAACAGCGCCUAGGAAUCAGCUUGCAGGACUAUGCCUUCUUCCUUCAGGACACCCAAGAGCUGAACGCCACAAAGAAUUUAGUUGACCAGUGUGUGCAAGGAGAGGGGCUUGUGCAAAUCAACGUCGAGAUCACCAACAAGGAUGAUAUGAAGAAGAUAAACAUUGUGGACGUGCUAAAGCCAGCCGAGGAGAUUCUUGCUGUGGCCCAGAAUGUGAUGCCACAAGAGGAAUUGAUAGGAGAGCCUCCUGUUGUACGUAAAGUAGUACUGCCUGAAAAUGAAGAACCUGAGAACGUCACACGGUGGGUCAUUUCAGGCGAAUUCAAGAAGGAGCAGGAUAAAUACAAGAUACCGGCUGACCCAUCAUCUUGGAAGCUCGAGCACGUGCAGCGAUGGUUUCAGUGGGCAUCACAACACUUCAACCUGCAGAAUGUCAACCCAGAGGACUGGAACCUGACAGGAAAGCAGCUGUGUGACCUCAGUCACCCAGAGUUCGUUCGACGAGUGUCCUUCGACCCUGGUGAUAUCUUUUGGACACACCUCGAACUACUCCGCAAGUGCAAAAUUGUAGCUGUGAUUCAGCAGCCCGUGUACGUUCAGCCAGCCACACAGAUGAUUUCCAUCCAGAAAGCAGCAAGCCAGCCGGCACGAUCACGAAUCAGGGUACCCAAGCUGUCGCCUAGAGUAGCAUAUGAGGGGUCACCUGGAAACAGAACAGGCAACAAUGGCCAGAUCCAACUGUGGCAGUUCCUGUUGGAAAUGCUGACGGAGCGGGACAGCCGUGAGUACAUCCAGUGGGUCGGAGACGAGGGCGAGUUCAAGCUCAACAAUCCUGAAAUGGUGGCCCAGCUCUGGGGCUUGAGAAAGAACAAGCCUACCAUGAACUACGAGAAGCUUAGCCGUGCUCUUCGGUACUACUACGAUGGUGACAUGAUUGCUAAGGUUCAUGGCAAGCGUUUUGUGUACAAGUUCGUGUGUGACCUCAAGCAGCUGGUGGGCUACAGUGCCUCCGAGCUGAACAGGCUGGUGCUCGAAUGUCAGCAGCGACGCAUGGAGAAGCUUGGCGGCAGCAUUCUCUCCAUGAGCACACUGGAGGUGCCGACUGAACAGGACGACACAGAGGACCUCUGAAGCUGGGCUUCAGAGAGGACAGCGCCUUUCAAAGCCGACGCUUGUGUUUGGUGUGGGGACUCCUAUCGCUGUGUGACUCUGUGCGAGCAGCCCCAGCCGAGCACUCGGCCACCUCUGCACACCCUUGUAAGAAAGAAAAUCAUUUGUCGAGUGACUGACGCUAGUGCUGUCCUUUUGUUUUUCCCUAUGUGUUUUAUAAUCGUAGUUUGCUUUGUGAAAAAUCGGGCAUUGGGAACUGGGGCUCUUACAGUCCUAUGCGUCCGUACCUUUAUGCACUCAUUUGGCCGCUGUUUGAGAUCACUGCUUUUGAGAUUCAUUGAGAUCACCUUUUUGUUCUUUAAGAAAUUUGGGUUGCUAGCCAUUGCUUGCUAUUAUAUGUGCUUGUGACCACUUGCAUGUCCUGUCACAUAUCUGCAAUUGGGAAGAUUAACCAAUUGGAGAUUAACCUUGAAACAUUGUCUGUGUUGUUCUGUAAAGUCGUCUCCAUUGAGCAGGUUAUGGCAGCCACAUACAAUUUUCAUAAUUCAGCUGUUCGGAGCCCUCUAGUGCAAGCACUGCAAGAACACUGGGCUAUGCACGAUGAUCAAAACAUUUUUUCCAGAGACACUUGUGCACGACGUUUUCUUUAGCAGCAGAAAGCUGAAUAUCGGCUGUGUCAAUUUUCUAUCCUCAAAGGACACUAAAUGCAGUAUCUCCUCUUGUUAUCUACAGGCGUCAUGUGUUACGUGAAGAAUUUGGAUACUUUAUUGCUACUGUUUCUCUGUCCAACCUGUUCCAAGACAUUUUAGUGACGAAAAUUUCAGAAGUAGGUUACAAGUGCAACCAAAAGUUGGGAACGACUUGGCUAAAAAGUGAAAAUCAUCCAUUUAUUGUUGAGGGAAAUGGUUACCUUUGUUGCUUCUUUCGACAACGAGAGAGUUCAAGUUUCUGAGUUGAACUUCUUGGUUGCUCAUUGCAGUAGAGGACAGAAGUAGACAUAGCAAAUGAACACAUGCCAGUGUUUUGUUUGUGCCUUGUCCAUGCUACACUAUUUGUUUGUCUGAUUCCUGGACUGUUUCUCUUAGUGGAAGAUUAAUCAUAGCAGGCCCAUGUUUGGAACAAUAACCUGUUUUAGUUUGUUAUCAGGGCUAAAGGAGAGAGAGUCAAUUUGCCUCAUCAAAACUUUGUUUCGUAGUGGCCAAUCCAUGAACGGUACAAUUCAUAAUAAUGCUACCAUCAUAAAGGGGGAGUGGGGGGGGGGGGGGGUAGGAGGAGAGCUUACCUUGAGCGCACACCUUUCUUUUGUAGGAUACAUACGCACAUUAUUUAGUGAGAAGCUAGAAACAGCAGAGCUGCAUUGUAUUGCAUUAAUGCAUUGUAUUUAGAUAACUGUGGCCUUUUCAGUGAUUUUGCCGUUGCAGAUUUGAUUUUUGUCACUUUCAAGAAUAUCUCUGACGAAACUUACAUGAUGCAUAACUGCCCGAUCUCAGAAGCCAGGCGGCGCAGGUAUUAUGUGACACCCCAUUGUUUGACACGUUUCAAACUUUUCCAUGAACAGAAUAUAUUUUUCGGAAAACUUGAUGAAACAUUAGUAAAAUCCUAGAACAGGCCCGAAUUUGUACACUUUACGAAAAAUUAGGCAGAAUUGGAAGGUAUGAUUUCAAGUGCUACCAGACAGAGAUAUUUGUUGUGUGCAUUCUAAUUGUGAUAAUAGUGAUACAUUAUGGUGCAGUUUCAAAAUGAGCUGUAAAAGCCUUCCUAUAAGUUGUGCUCGGAUAGUCUCUGGAAGGCUUCGUGGCACAUGCUCUGUAGUCAUCACCGCAUGUGUAACUGAAGAAGGGUGUCAUGGCAUGUGCUAUUUUCUCGGUGCUGUCUCUGUGGAACACAUGCUGUCGUUCCAAGUGGUGUUAAGAUUGUGCUGAAAGUGGGAAAAGUUGUCAUGGUACUCACGUAAUACAAAAUGGCAAUGUCGUAGCAGUUCGGUCUUUUAACCCGGCAAGUUUAUACCACUGCUAACACUCAACCUAAUGUCUGAUGUAAAGAAAAAGAAAGAGCAUGCAAUUCAGUAACACUGAGGCAUGGUGUUUAUUGCAGGCUUGUAUUAAAUCUUGGCCAGCAAUGCAGAAACAGUGCAAAAACUGAAAUUCUUUGACAAACUUCAUAUGUAGGUUUAACUUGCUUCAAUGAAGUACCUUUAUGCAUGCCAUUUAUCUAUAAGAGAUUAUUGAAUUGUGGCUUGGUGUGUAUUGGCAACACAUGCUAUACACAUAAGAAUCGGAAAGUUUAAUAUACAUAGGAGCAGGGCCAGUUAGGGGAAGGAGUGAUGCUAGUUGUUCUUUUGAUUCUUAUGUUGAGGCACACCCUUCAGAAUAGUGUUAAGCUGGCUUUUCUGCAGUGCACAUUUACUCAAAAUGGUGGCUUAUGCACUGCUAAAACUCUGAUUAAAGCGUGGCUUGUGUCUUUUUAUUACUUUUGUGUGCUUCUUCCUAUCAUACUUUGCACACGAAAACAAUAACAUUACACCAGCUGUUCAGUAAUAGCCAUUUUAAUUAUGUGCUGGUUGCCACAUUUUGGUCUUUUUUAUAUUGUAGGAAAGCCAGCUUGGCACUUUUUUAAAGGAUCUCAGUUUGUUGUGUGAAUGUUGGCAUUGUGCGGUUAUCUUUACUGUUAUUUCUUACUUUAUGGUGGCAUACAAAUAGUCUAUGCACUUCACUGCUUUUAUCCCUGCAUUUAUUUUUUCAUCAUGAGCACUUCUGUGUCAUUUUUGUGUUUUUUCGUUACCAUCAUACUCUGUUUCUUCAUUAAAUGGAUAAAGUAAAACUAAUUGCAUGUGACCCACAAUGCUAUGACAAAACUUGUUUUGUAGCAGUCAUGUUUUUUACAAAUAUUCAAAUUAAUGCAACACUUUUCUUUGUUGAAGAAACAUGACACUAUGAAAUCUUGAACUGCAUAUACAAAUGAACUAUUUUACGUUGCUGAGGUUUCAAUAUGCAGGGUUAAUGGUGCUUAGUUUCUCCUCAUUAGUGGAAUGCCGCUGAACCUUGACUCAAAUUGGGAUGAAGAGUGAUGAGACUGCUCUCUACGGGGAAUAAGAGAUUUAGGCAGUGCAUAGUGCUGGACUAUACCUAAUGCACACUUGUAUAUAGGUAGUUGACAGCUGAGAUUCUGGUCUUAAGCAAUGAGCCAUUGCUAAUGCUUCAGUAGCAGUUAUGUUGCUGUUUGUAUUGUAAAUAUCUGCAAUGCACAUAAUGAUGGUGGCCUUUGUAGAGAAAUGUCCUUUAGAUCUAACCAAUGCAAUCUUAUGAAGACUGCUUUUCUUUUUUUGAUAAAGAAAAAAAAGCAGCAGACAAGAAAAAUUUGAAAAAGGUAAUACAGCCAUCUUGUGCUGUUGUGUUGUUAUCCAAGAAUAUAUAUAUAUAUCUUUAUUGCACUAAGUACAUGUUUGCCCACUCUUAGGGGAACAACUCAUCAGUACAGUUGAACUUCAGUAUAACACAGAUAUGACGAAUUAUCUGCUAUGACGAAGUAAAUCUAAAAUGUGUCUAAUCAAUAUCAGCAUGUAAAGAAGAUAAGCUUAUAAUAGAUAUCAGAUAUAUCGAAAGUAUUCUCAUGUUGCAAAACAUGAGAAGUUAUCAGAGAAGCUUAAAUAUGACCUGAGCUUAGCAAAGUGAUGUUUUAAUAAACGCAUCUCACAUGUCAGUAUUUUUAUGAUGUAGAAAAAAUAUUGAAGUUAUAUUGAAUUGAAUUAUUAAUGAGAUGUUCCUCUAACUUUGGCAUUCCUGUAUGAUAUGUUGUUAUUGCCAGCAUUUCAAACUGCUCUAUGCCUUUAAUAAAAUGCACAAGCUUGUGAAAACUCGAAAAAAAACUAAAAGGUCAACUUGAAAGCAUGUUUGUGAUGGCCGAUGCUCUAAUUAGCAUUUUGCUGUAAUUUGCUAUGUGGCUCUUGGAGGGUUGGGGCGAUAGUUGGUGUACACUCACUCCAGCCUGAUUGCUGUGAAAUGUAAAUGGUUACAUGGGCAUUCUUGUUGUGUUCACAAAUGUGCACUUUUUUUUAAGGUGUAUUGUGUCUCUGUGCUGCUGUGGCAUUACAGUGGACGGUGCAAAAACAAUGUUUGGUUAUUAAAUGUGCUGGUUCACGCACGCACAAGUGUU
Dermacentor silvarum is the source of this 5703-nucleotide messenger RNA. Its product is annotated as GA-binding protein alpha chain. The record is from RefSeq and is a predicted model, not a curated record. Gene Ontology annotation, molecular function: sequence-specific DNA binding; DNA-binding transcription factor activity, RNA polymerase II-specific. Gene Ontology annotation, biological process: cell differentiation; regulation of transcription by RNA polymerase II. Lineage: Eukaryota; Metazoa; Arthropoda; Arachnida; Ixodida; Ixodidae. Gene Ontology annotation, cellular component: nucleus. The transcript has 10 exons. The coding region runs from base 151 to 1572 and encodes 473 amino acids.